AUGAAGGCAGGCCAGUGCUGCUGUGCAGGCUCCAGAACCUUCGUAGAAAGCUCUAUUUAUGAUAAGUUCGUUGAACGAAGUGCAGCGAGAGCAAAAUUGAGAACUGUUGGAAAUCCAUUUGACUUGAAAGUUGAGCAAGGACCCCAGGUGGACGAUGAACAGCUGAAGAAAAUAUUAAGUAUGAUAGAUUCAGGAAAGACAGAAGGCGCGAAAUUGCUUUACGGAGGCAACAGAGUUGGUGAAAAAGGCUAUUUUGUCGAACCGACUGUUUUUGCUGAUGUAAAAGACGACAUGAAAAUUGCCAAGGAAGAGAUAUUUGGGCCAGUGCAACAAAUUUUUAAAUUCGAUGACCUAGACGAGGUCCUUGAGCGGGCUAAUAAAACCGAUUAUGGGCUCGCAGCUGCAGUUUUUACAAAAGAUAUCGAUAGAGCGAAUCAUCUGGUACAAGGAUUGAGAGCUGGCACAGUUUGGGUGAAUAGCUAUAACAAUUUAGCCACACAAGUGCCAUUCGGCGGAUACAAAAUGUCAGGACAGGGUAGAGAACUUGGAGAAUAUGGCUUGGAAGCCUACACGGAAGUUAAAAGUGUGAUUAUCAAAAUUAACGAGAAAAACAGUUAAAUACAUUAUUAUUAAACUGUUAGUUUCUUGUUUGUUCCGUAAAAAAUGAACAAGAAAUUAAUGUUUCAUCGUAUCUCAUAUUGACUUAAUUUCUUCAUUUGAAUAUGCUGAAAAUGUAUUUGGUAUUUUUCUAUAUUUUUUAAAUACAAACAUAUAUAUAUAU
This is a messenger RNA of Belonocnema kinseyi, 781 nucleotides long. Its product is annotated as aldehyde dehydrogenase, mitochondrial-like. The coding region runs from base 1 to 618 and encodes 205 amino acids. Gene Ontology annotation, molecular function: aldehyde dehydrogenase (NAD+) activity. NCBI's taxonomy places the organism in Eukaryota, Metazoa, Arthropoda, Insecta, Hymenoptera, Cynipidae. The record is from RefSeq and is a predicted model, not a curated record. The transcript has 5 exons.